Molecule: messenger RNA, 1661 nt
Organism: Raphanus sativus (radish)
Lineage: Eukaryota; Viridiplantae; Streptophyta; Magnoliopsida; Brassicales; Brassicaceae
Product: FBD-associated F-box protein At3g49020-like
Exons: 4
Coding region: 126-1433 (435 amino acids)
Molecular function (GO): protein binding
Source: RefSeq, a predicted model, not a curated record
UUUUUUUUUGCGGCUCGCUCAUCCUUUUACUACAAAACACAAGUGACAUCUGUAAGCUUUAGCCAGAUUCGUGUGUGAGGCUGUUUUUAAUCUGAAGGAAUUAUUGUUUGUUUCUGUUCACGGAAAUGGGGAAAAAACGCAAAAUUGGUGGUAAAAGAUUUAGAAAUCGAGAUGGUAUGAACAAGGACAUGAUCAGUGAGUUACCUGAAGCUUUGCUCCUGCAUAUAUUGUCUUAUGCUCCGACAAAAGAUGUCAUAGCAACGAGUGUUUUGUCUAAACGGUGGAGAUCUGUUUGGAAGAUGGUGCCAAAGCUCAGUUUUGAAACUGACGUUGACCAUUUCUCUUUAGAGGAUGUUUACAGGUUGCUGAUUUUGCAUAAAGCUCCGUUUCUGGAAAGUUUGCAUCUGGACAUUGAAGAUAAAAAAGGUCGUUUCGAUAUUGGAAUCUUGAUCGCAAUUGCAUUUUCACACCACGUGCAUGAAUUAGUGUUGGAUCACUACCGUGAUAAUCAGAAGACAGUAAGGUUUCCGAGUCUAUUAUGUAGCUACAACAAUACACUUGAGGUAUUAAAGCUCACCCAGCACGUUCUUUUACACUUUCCUUCUCGGGUCUGUUUCGACGCCCUUAGAGAGCUGCAUCUUUACUACGUGGAAUUCAAAGAUGAAGCAUCUGUUUGCAACUUUUUAUCUGGCUGCCCUAGGCUUCAAGAUUUGGUUGUGGAACGACAUAGCAAUUUCGAUGUGGAGACUUACACUAUUUCGGUGCCAUCACUACAGAGGCUAACCAUAAAAGAGGAUUAUAGUAGCACAGAUGUAGGUGGUGGCGGCUAUGUGAUAAAUGCGCCAACUUUGAAAUACUUGAACAUCGAAGGCCUCUAUUUUAUUGACUUUUGUCUGAUUGAGAAUGCGCCAGAGCUUGUGGAAGCAAAUAUCAAAGAUGUUUCUCAUAUAGCCAAUGAGAAUAUUCUUGCAUCUCUAACUUCAGCCAAGCGUCUUUCCUUUCACUUAGCCUUAGAGAUUAAGUAUCCUACCGGUAUCAUCUUCUUUCAGCUGAUAUCGUUGGAGCUGCUUAUAGAUAAAAUAAUUGGGUGGAAUCUACUUUCGUUCAUGCUCGAUAGCUCUCCUAAGUUGCAAUCCCUCAAACUCAACACCCCAUAUAAAGAUUGUCCGGUGGGAUGGGAAUGGAAUCAGCCAAAUUGUGUACCAGAAUGUAUGUUGCUCCAUCUGGAGACAUUGGUGUGGACAAGAUACAAAGGGCAACGAGAAGAUGAGAAACAAGUGGCCACAUACAUUCUCAAGAAUGCUAGACAGUUGAAGAAAGCAACUUUCCCUCAAACAUACAUCGAACCGAAUGAGCUGGAAAAGAGGCGAGACAUGCAAAACGAGUUGGCUAGUGUGGUCAGAGCGUCAGUGUCAUGUCACCUUGUGUUCUAACCAGAUGAUCUCUAGAAUGUUUACUGCUGUUAGAUGGGAAAUUCUCAACUAGUGGAUUCUUAAGGGAAUGACUGUUGUGACAUCUAUUUAAGCUUUGGUAAUUUAGAAAGGGAACUGAGGCUAUUAAAACAAUUUUAUUUUUCUUCUUUAUUAUUUUCUCAAGUUAUUAGGAACAAUUUUCCUUCGGAUAUUUAAACCUUUUUUGAUAAUUAUACAAUUUCUUAUCUU